UUCACACAUCGAUUUCUUCUCUCUCAGUACAAAAUUUUCUAUCAAAAUUAACAAGAUAAUAUUAAAAAAAGUGCAACAGACAUUAAAUCGGUUAUACUGUAACGACACUUUGUGUUUUUUAUCAUCGUAAUAUAAAGCAGAAAUACAAUGGCAUCUACAAGUACUGGCGUGACGAGUGAAGCUUCUACAAGUGCUGAACAACAAUAUCAAUGCAAAGUUUGUGAUGCCGUGUUCCAAGAUAAAUCGAUGUUAUCGGCGCAUUAUCAUAGUUCUCAUAAACACAAUAAUACAUUCCUAUGUACUAAAUGUGAUUUCACAACUGGAUAUCUUGGCAAUCUAAAGAAACAUUCAUCAAUUCAUUUAAAUGAUAUGUACUAUUGCGUGAUAUGUAGGAACCACUUUCAUACAUUUCGAGAAUUAACAGAUCAUGAAAAUGUUCAUAAAUGUAUGAUGUCGAACAUAUAUCCAUGUAACAUAUGUGCAAACACUUUUCCUUCCUUUAAUGAUUUGCGGAUUCAUCGCAUUAUAUGUCAGUUUUGUAGUCAUUCCUUUUAUACCUGCUGGAUAUGUGAUAAACAUUUUUAUACACAGCACGAAUAUAAUAUUCAUCGAGAUAGUCAUAAAUGUACGACGUAAACAAUUAUAGAUGUGAUAUAUGUGAACCUUCCAAAGAAUUUGUUCAUUUUUGUCAUCGAGAACAGCGUCAUGAAUCGAAGCAUUUAAAUAAAUCUCGCAAUGUAUGUUAGAAAGAUAAACAUAAAGUUUAUUACAGUAGUAUACUAAUAAUAACAGAAUAUGUAAGAACAGUAGAAUUAUAACAAAUACAUAUAACUUUAUAUCGAUUUAUUAAUGUUUAGUUUGAUAUUCAAUCGUAAGAAAAAUUGUAAAUUCAAAGUAAGAGUUAACACU
Messenger RNA from Pseudomyrmex gracilis, 909 nucleotides. RefSeq names its product zinc finger protein 728-like. Gene Ontology annotation, cellular component: nucleus. The transcript is spliced from 4 exons. The record is from RefSeq and is a predicted model, not a curated record. Lineage: Eukaryota; Metazoa; Arthropoda; Insecta; Hymenoptera; Formicidae. Gene Ontology annotation, biological process: regulation of transcription by RNA polymerase II. Gene Ontology annotation, molecular function: DNA-binding transcription factor activity, RNA polymerase II-specific; RNA polymerase II transcription regulatory region sequence-specific DNA binding. The coding region runs from base 148 to 636 and encodes 162 amino acids.